GUGGACGCAGUGCGCAUGCGCACUCUGGAUUUUUUUCCUCACGUGGAACCUUGCCUCCUUCUUCCUCAGAGGAUCAUUCACGCGCCGCGGCUGUGUCGGGUCUUCACGUCGUCUCUCAGUCCUCCUACAGUCAGAAAUAUGGCCUUCAGGAAGUUCCUCCCUCUGUUCGACCGCGUGCUUGUGCAGCGGUUGACGGCRGAGACUGUAACAAAGGGGGGCAUCAUGCUGCCAGAGAAGGCCCAGGGCAAAGUUCUGCAGGCCACAGUGGUGGCAGUCGGACCGGGCUCUGUCAACCAGGACUUUUACAACUGGCCUGAUGAAUCAUUUGAGGAGAUGGACAGCACGCUGGCUGUUCAACAGUAUAUUCAGCAGAAUAUUCGAUCAGAUUGCUCCAACAUUGACAAGAUCCUUGAGCCUCCAGAGGGUCAGGAUGAGGGAGUGUGGAAGUAUGAGCACCUCAGGCAGUUCUGUUUGGAGCUKAAUGGACUUGCUGUAAAACUGCAGAGCGAGUGUCAUCCUGACACCUGCACUCAGAUGACGGCCACAGAACAGUGGAUCUUUUUAUGUGCUGCCCACAAGACACCCAAAGAGUGCCCUGCCAUCGAUUACACCAGGCACACGCUGGACGGAGCUGCCUGUCUUCUCAAUAGCAACAAAUACUUUCCCAGCAGGGUGAGCAUCAAGGAGUCAUCAGUGGCCAAGCUGGGCUCUGUUUGUCGUCGCAUCUAUAGGAUAUUCUCCCAUGCUUACUUCCACCAUCGUCAGAUAUUUGACAAGUAUGAGAACGAGACGUUCCUGUGUCACCGGUUCACACGCUUCGUGAUGAAAUACAACUUGAUGUCCAAGGACAACCUGAUCGUCCCCAUCCUGGAGGAGGAAGUGCAGAACACCUCAUCAGCUGGAGAGAGUGAGGCCUAACAAACAUCUGCUGCAAGAAAACUCCGAUUAUCUAUACAGUUCAGAGGAGAUGCAUUCAUUCUGCAGAAUUAUACGCAUAUAUAGACACACACACACACACACACUACAGUGUAUUAAGGCUUCUGUCUUGAGAUGCUGUCCAUGUUCUAUCUUCCACUGUUCUGUGUCUGUUGUAAAGGAAGUAAAGCUACUAGGAACAGAGCUCAGCCAAGCCUGCAGGACACAAUGAUUACAUUUAGUUUACACGCUCUCUCUGUGUCCUGCUGUCGUUGAAAACCCAUGUCCCUGACUCACUGUGUCCACAGGAACCAGCUCACUCAUACCUUCCUCACUUUGGUCAUUAUAUUAAUAUAAAAAUAAAAGCCUUCUGUGGCACUAAAUUAUUGAGUUUUAGCAUCAGAUUUUGUUAAAUACAUUUUAACUGCAUUAGUCAUGACUGCUGGUUAACAGAGGUAAAAUAAAUGAAAACAACUUUAUUGAGCCACAAAUCUACUGAAAUUUUCUAUUUUUUUUUUUUAAAUUUUUGUUUUAAGUCAUCACGUUUCCCAUUAAAGAAAUGUACUUAAAAUUCAUAAA
Messenger RNA from Austrofundulus limnaeus, 1494 nucleotides. RefSeq names its product MOB-like protein phocein. The record is from RefSeq and is a predicted model, not a curated record. The transcript has 9 exons. NCBI's taxonomy places the organism in Eukaryota, Metazoa, Chordata, Actinopteri, Cyprinodontiformes, Rivulidae. Gene Ontology annotation, cellular component: mitochondrion; mitochondrial matrix. Bases 16 to 918 code for a protein of 300 amino acids. Gene Ontology annotation, molecular function: metal ion binding; ATP binding; protein folding chaperone.